AUGGUGCGUGGCAGGAUCUCCCGGCUCUCGGUCCAUGAUGUGCGCUUUCCCACGUCGCUAGGAGGCCACGGCUCGGACGCCAUGCACACAGACCCCGACUACUCAGCUGCCUAUGUUGUCAUAGAGACCGAUGCAGAAGAUGGGCUCAAGGGCUGCGGCAUUACCUUCACUCUGGGCAAGGGCACUGAAGUUGUUGUCUGUGCUGUGAAUGCCCUUGCCCAUCAUGUGCUUCACAAGGAUCUCAGGGACAUUGUUGGGGACUUCAGAGGCUUCUACAGACAGCUCACAAGUGAUGGGCAGCUCAGAUGGCUUGGUCCAGAGAAAGGAGUAGUGCAUCUGGCCACAGCAGCCAUUCUGAAUGCUGUGUGGGACCUGUGGGCAAAGCAGGAAGGAAAGCCCUUAUGGAAGCUACUUGUGGACAUGGAUCCAAAGGUGCUGUUGUCCUGCAUUGAUUUCAGGUACAUCACUGAUGUCUUGACGGAAGAGGAUGCCUAUGAAAUACUGCAAAAAGGUCAGCUUGGUAAAAAAGAAAGAGAGGAACAAAUGCUGAGACAUGGUUACCCCGCGUACACCACAUCGUGUGCCUGGCUGGGGUAUUCAGACAGCACACUGGAGCAGCGCUGCGCAGAAGCACUGAAAGAUGGCUGGACCAGGUUUAAAGUAAAAGUUGGGGCUGAUCUCCAGGAUGACAUACGAAGAUGCCGUCUCAUCAGGGACAUGAUCGGACCAGAGAAGACUUUGAUGAUGGAUGCCAACCAGUGUUGGGAUGUGCCUGAGGCAGUGGAGUGGAUGUCAAAACUGGCCAAGUUCAAGCCAUUGUGGAUUGAGGAACCCACAUCUCCUGAUGACAUUCUGGGCCAUGCAGCUAUUUCUAAGGCCCUGGCCCCAUUAGGAAUUGGCGUUGCCACAGGAGAACAGUGCCACAAUCGAGUGAUAUUUAAGCAACUCCUACAGGCGAACGCCUUGCAGUUUCUCCAGAUUGACAGCUGUAGACUGGGGAGUGUCAAUGAAAACCUCUCAGUAUUGCUGAUGGCCAAAAAGUUUGGAAUCCCUGUUUGCCCCCAUGCCGGUGGAGUUGGACUCUGUGAACUGGUACAGCACCUGAUUAUAUUUGACUAUAUAUCAGUCUCUGCCAGCCUUCAAAACAGGAUGUGUGAAUAUGUGGACCACCUGCACGAACAUUUCAAGUACCCUGUGGAAAUCAAACAUGCUUCAUAUCUGCCUCCCAAGGAUGCAGGCUACUCAACAGAAAUGAAGGAGGAAUCUGUAAAGAAACACCAAUACCCGAAUGGAGAAGUCUGGAAGAAACUCCUUAUUGCUCAAGAUUUGUGUGUUCGGCCCUAA
Psammomys obesus (fat sand rat) is the source of this 1344-nucleotide messenger RNA. RefSeq names its product enolase superfamily member 1 (gene Enosf1). Lineage: Eukaryota; Metazoa; Chordata; Mammalia; Rodentia; Muridae. Bases 1 to 1344 code for a protein of 447 amino acids. The record is from RefSeq and is a predicted model, not a curated record. Gene Ontology annotation, biological process: carbohydrate catabolic process; amino acid catabolic process. The transcript is spliced from 16 exons. Gene Ontology annotation, molecular function: magnesium ion binding; L-fuconate dehydratase activity.